This is a messenger RNA of Zingiber officinale, 2799 nucleotides long. Its product is annotated as pentatricopeptide repeat-containing protein At5g19020, mitochondrial-like. The transcript has a single exon. The record is from RefSeq and is a predicted model, not a curated record. Gene Ontology annotation, molecular function: protein binding; RNA binding. The coding region runs from base 92 to 2158 and encodes 688 amino acids. Lineage: Eukaryota; Viridiplantae; Streptophyta; Magnoliopsida; Zingiberales; Zingiberaceae. Gene Ontology annotation, biological process: RNA modification.
GAAACGAAAUUCGUUUUGGUUGCCCCCUCAAAUCUAGUUGGGAAAACUCAAUAUAGAGAAAGAACGCUGCCAUGGAUCUUUAAUACUGCGAAUGUCCAGGGCAGCUGCCUUUCUCUACUUCCUCUCUUCAACCACCGUAACGAAGCGCCUUUUCUCCUCCGCCGCCGCAGCCGCCGCCGCAGUCAUACCUCGGCAACAGCAGGCGGAAGGCCUCUACGCCGACGGAUUCGCCCUCGUCGCCGCACUUAAAUCCUCCGCCGCCGCCCUCGACGUCGCCGCCGGGCAGCGCCUACACGCCUUCGCCCUCAAGCACGGCCUAGAAAGCUCCAACCUUUUCGCCCGCAACGCCCUCCUCAGCCUCUACGCCAAAUGCGGCCGCCUGGACGCCGUCCUCCGCCUCUUCUCCUCCGCCACCGACCGGGACACGACCUCCUGGAACAUCCUCCUCGGCUUCUUCGUCAGGGCCGAUCGCCUUCCCGACGCCCUGGCCGUGUUCAACGAAAUGCCCCACCGGGACACCGUCUCCUUCACCACCAUGAUCAAGGGCCUCGUGCGAGGCGCCCGACCGGACGAUGCCCUCGCCGUGUUCCGGGAUAUGGUCGCCGCCGGAGUCCUGACGAACGAGGUUACCCUCGCCACUGUCACAUCCGCUGUCGCCCACCUGCGCGAGCCUCGCUCCGUGAGGAUGGUCCACGCCGCCGCGAUCAAGUACGGCGUCGUUGAUCUAGUCGUCGUCGCCACUAAUCUGGUUCACGCCUACGCGACCUGCUCGCGUCUGGACGACUCGAGAUUGACCUUCGACUCCAUGACGGAGAGGAACAUUGUAACCUGGAACGUGAUGCUCAACGGCUAUGCCAAGGCCGGUCUAAUCUCCCACGCUCGCGACCUGUUUGACAGAAUGCCACAGAGGGAUUUGGUUUCUUGGAGCACGAUGGUUGACGGAUUCUUGCGCGCCAAUAGAUUGCGCGAAGCUUUGGAAACUUACCGCGGGAUGCUGCAGAGCUUGGGCCAGAGACAGGUUGAAGUGCUGCUGGUCGAUUUGGUAUCAUCGUGCGGCCGCUGCUUCGCCACACAGGAAGGUCUGCAGCUUCAUGCAGUGAUCGUCAAGACGGCAAUUGAUUGCCAUGCUUUUGUGCAGUCAACACUGAUCCAUUUCUACGGCGCCUGUGGCCUCAUUGAUCAUGCUGCUCUCCAGUUCCAAAUUGGCUGCAAGUCUCAUGUCCCCUCCUGGAAUGCCUUGCUAUUCGGGCUUACACGAAACAACAUGGUUGACGAAGCAGCUCAUCUGUUCGACUAUAUGACCGACAGAGACAUUGUCUCAUGGAGUAUCAUGAUCGCCGGGCUUGUUCACAGUGGGUCCUCUCGACUGGCUUUAGACCUCUUCCGAACGAUGUUGUACAAGGGUUUUGAGCCAAAUGAAGUCACAUUGGUGAGUGUUCUCUCGGCGGUUGCUGACUGUGGCAAUGUCGAGUAUGGGAGGUGGAUCCAUGACUACAUAACCAGUAGAGGCAUGCCUCUCGCCGAUAACUUGGCUGCAGGGCUGAUCGACAUGUAUGCAAAGCGUGGGAGCAUCACGAACGCAAUGGAAGUGUUUGAAGCUGUGAAGGACUUGGAUUCAGUUUCGCCUUGGAAUGCCAUCAUAUGUGGCUUAGCCAUGCAUGGGCAUGCAGCUAAGUCACUGCAAACAUUCUCAGAUAUGUGUGGGAAGAACAUCAAACCUAAUUCGAUCACAUUCAUCGGCGUUCUCAGUGCUUGUUGCCACAAUGGUUUGGUCGAGGCAGGAAAGCAGUACUUCAAUGCAAUGAGAAAGGAGUACAAGAUCACACCUACGAUCAAGCAUUACGGGUGCAUGGUCGAUCUACUUGCCCGAGCGGGUUGUCUUGAGGAGGCAGAAGGGUUGAUCAAAUCAAUGCCUAUGGAGGCGGAUGUGAUGAUAUGGGGGAGUAUGUUGGCUGCCGCAAGGACUUACGGGAAUCUUAAGAUAGGGGAGAGGGCUGCGGAGAGUUUGGGUAGGCUCGAGCCAACUCAUGGUGCAGCAAGAAUUAUGCUGUCGAAUAUCUAUGCCGACGCGGGUAGGUGGUAUGAUGUGCUUCAGCUGAGGAAAGAAAUGGAUAGCAGUCGAUUGAUCACAACACCAGGGUGCAGUGGGAUUCUAUGACGACUAAUCAUGGAACCUUUGUUCAACUGAUUUGAUCAUUGUUUAUGGAUCUGUUUCAUUCAUUCAGAUGCUAAAGAUUUGUUUACAAAAGGAUCCAGCCAUAACAUGUUUGCGGUGUUCCCUUGGAGAAGAAGAAAAGGUCAAGUACUUUGGAGAGAAGGAACGACACAAAGACAAGAAAAAGAAGAUAAGGGAGGUGAAAAAUAAGUGGGCAUUUGCCUUGAACUAGAUGGAAAGUCUUCUUCUCACCAUUGCUUUGUCACCAUUUGGGUAGUCACUUCAUACUCGAGGAGAGGUGUUGAUUGUUGAAGGUUCAUGUAAACGAGGUCAACAAUGAGAUAAGAUAAAAAAUGAUUAAUCAGAUUAGGGAAUGUUGAAUCGAAAAAAUAUACAUAGAGGUCUAUCUUAAUAGUCAAUAUUCUCAGAUUUGUUAUCCAUUAAUAAGAAAAAAUUUUAGUUAAGUCUCGAACUCUAGACUCUACUUCUAAGGUAACAUUGAGACAAGAUAGAUCAUUAUCGAAGAUGUUUGGGUGGAGAGUAUAAUUGAUGGUGAAAAAGUUGGAAGGAUGUUGACACUGCAAAUGAUAGUAAACCGGUAACAUUUCAUAUUCUCGUUUGCCGUCUGAGACCUUAGUUUUUUU